Molecule: messenger RNA, 1558 nt
Organism: Dermacentor silvarum
Lineage: Eukaryota; Metazoa; Arthropoda; Arachnida; Ixodida; Ixodidae
Product: nucleolar protein dao-5-like
Exons: 4
Coding region: 186-1139 (317 amino acids)
Source: RefSeq, a predicted model, not a curated record
UGCUCGACUGGCCAGAAGAGCCUUGGCUUGCGCCGUACUUCCACUGCGGGCGCGACUCCCCCUGAAGCCCUGACUUGGACUACAUUCCCCGACAGUGCAAAGGCUGACGACCACGGCGGGGAGACUGCGGCAGCGAGUGCCGACGGAGGACCGAGGCCGCAGGACUGCGCCGAGCUAUUGCCGCCAUGGCGCUGGAGGAGGAUCCAUCCAAGAGGCAAGCGGUCCCGCCCAAGAGGACCCGGGCGAAGCAGAAGCCGGAUGCUGCCGAGGAUGGCGGCAUUCCAUCUCUAGAGGCCACCAGCGUAAAGCGGCUGCAUGCAAGGCCUGCCAAUAAGGACCCGUUUCCACCAACGACGAGGUCCCGGUCCGAGAAGCCGGCAGCGCCGAAAGCCAUCGCCACCACGGCUUCUGCCAAGGUGAGAAAGGCCUCAGAUGAACCGGCACCAGCCGCCGAUGUGAACGUUCCGCCCACCAGCAAGGGACUUUCAGGGAAGGCGCAGAGGUUGAGCCGCAAGACGCGAUCGUGGAGCUCCUCCCGACGAUGGCGGCAGUCCAUCUCAAGAGGCCACCACCUUCAAGCAGCCGCGUGCAAGAGGACUGCCGAUAAGGACCCGUCUCCACCAACGACGAGGUCCCGGUCCGAGAAGCCGGCAGCGCCGAAAGCCAUCGCCACCACGGCUUCUGCUAAGAUGAGAAAAGCCUCAGAUGAACCAGCACCAGACGCCGAUGUGAACGUUCCGUCCACCAGCAAGGAACUUUCACGGAAAGCGCAGAGUGCGAGCCGCAAGACGCGAUCGCGGAGCUUCUCCCGACGAUGGCGGCAGUCCAUCUCAAGAGGCCACCACCUUCAUGCGGCCGCGUGCAAGAGACCUGCCAAUAAGGACCCGUCUCCACCAACGACGAGGUCCCGGUCCGAGAAGUCGGCAGCGCCGAAAGCCAUCGCCACCACGGCUUCUGCCAAGGUGAGAGAGGCCUCAGAUCAACCGGCAUCAGACGCCGAUGUGAACGUUCCGUCCACCAGCGAAGGACUUUCACGGAAGGCGCAGAGGGUGAUCCGCAAGACGCGAUCGCGGAGCUCCUCCCCGAGCAAAGCCACCUCUGCCACUGCCAAGGCUACCACACGUCGACACUGCUCGUGAACUAACUCCCAUAGCAGCAGCAGUCACCGUGCCAAGAGGGGAAGGAGCCGUGGUUGAUCUGGGCACUCGUCCCGCAGCGGCCCUGGUGGCCACAAGCGCAAAGGCAGCCAACGAGGAAAGUCAACCACCAACUUGGAGAGCAGCCACGGAAGAAAGACGGGUAGGAGAAAGAUCCGACGUCGCCGCUCCAAGAGCAGCACGUCUGCAGCGAGCUCGAGCGCCAAGGGUGGCAAGAAAAGGCGCCGCAACGCCCGUUGUAGCCAUUCGUCGUCGAGCAGCAGAGAUAUAGGCGAGUCAAAUCGAAGUCGACGACGAGACUCUGCUUUUCCAAUAAUGCGUUUUCAUUUUUGGUCCAAUUUUAGAAUGUUCAUCCAAAAUCGCGAUUUUUACGGUCUAAUAUGGAAUAAAUUGGUUUAAUU